Molecule: messenger RNA, 1959 nt
Organism: Athalia rosae (coleseed sawfly)
Lineage: Eukaryota; Metazoa; Arthropoda; Insecta; Hymenoptera; Athaliidae
Product: CWF19-like protein 1
Exons: 3
Coding region: 310-1884 (524 amino acids)
Biological process (GO): mRNA splicing, via spliceosome
Cellular component (GO): post-mRNA release spliceosomal complex
Molecular function (GO): hydrolase activity; RNA lariat debranching enzyme activator activity
Source: RefSeq, a predicted model, not a curated record
GUCAACACAUAUCAAUCGUCAAUUUCAGUCACAACGUUUUCCAUAUGUAUAUUUUGUAAACAAUUAUUAAGAAGGCAUGUUUUUUAGGAUUUCGUCUAAAGAAAGACUAGUGAGGAUCUAAUAGCCUUAUUUAAAUUUCAGGCAAACAUUUUUAUUCUAAAAAUAUCAACUGGUAUAAAGACAACAACAAAGUUACCAAUGUUUUAACCUAGAAUAAUCGACACAAUUUCGUUCUGACAGUUCGUGUUAGCUCUAUUUAUUUCCAAUCAUUGUUUACGCUGAAUAGUUCAGCUGAAGUCGAACCGCAACAUGACCGAUAAGCAAAAGGUACUGGUUUGCGGUGACGUGAAAGGAAACUUCAAAGCCUUGUUCUCAAAAAUUGAAACGAUAAAUAAAAAAUCUGGACCCUUUGAUUUUCUGCUUUGUGUUGGCGACUUUUUUGGUAAAAGCAAUAUCGAGCUGGAACCAUACAAAAAUGGGAUGCGCCACAUCUCUGUACCGACAUAUAUUAUCGGCCCUAAUACAGAAGCAGAGAUUAAACACUAUCCCGAUAUAGAUGGGUGUGAAAUAUGCCCAAAUCUCACUUAUCUUGGCAGACGUGGACUUUAUAAUUCUUCUUCAGGACUAAAGAUAGCCUAUGUCAGUGGCAUUGAGAACUCUGAUGCUCAAGUUGAUUCUAACGCUUAUAAUUUCAAUCAAAACGAUGUAUCGGCAAUAAGAGAUAUUUGCCUCAAAGGACAGCCCAGUUUCAGAGGCGUAGAUGUACUCCUGAGCUCACCGUGGCCACAAGAUAUCACCAAUCAUGACCCCAAUGAACCACAGUUCAAAUAUCAAGGUUCUAAGUUAAUUGCAUGGCUUGCUGCUCACAUCAAACCAAGAUACCAUAUCAGUGGUCUUGAAGACAUACAUUAUGAGAGACCUCCAUACAGAAAUCAAGCACCGAAUGGAGACAGCAUCGAAAUAGCUUCGAGGUUUAUUGCUCUAGCUUUUGUGAAUAAUACGCAGAAAAAAAAAUGGCUGUAUGCAUUGAAUCUGACACCUGUAGACCGCACACGUCUCUGCGACUUGGCACAACGUACAACAGAUGAAACGCAAAGUCCGUAUCCAUUAUCUUUGCUGAAUUCUCAGCACUCAAAUCAAACAGAUGAAGGAAAGAAUACCCAAUUCUUUUAUGACAUGGAUUCCAAAGAUCACAAUAAAAGAUCUAAGAAUCGUGAAGGCUUUCAGAAAAGACCAAGGCCUGAAUUUGAUCAAGCUAAGUGCUGGUUUUGCCUCUCUAGCCCCGAUGUAUCUAAACAUUUAGUUAUUUCUGUUGGCACCGAGAUCUACCUCGCCCUGGCAAAGGGAGGGUUGGUCGAAGACCAUCUUUUGAUAUUGCCCAUCACUCAUCACGCAAGUUUAUCGAUUCUCCCUGAGACUGUGGCCAAAGAAAUGAAAGCAUAUAAAAAAGCCAUCACCAAAUACUAUGCUAGCACGGACAGAGUACCUGUAUUUUUUGAAAGGAAUUACAAAACUUCACAUUGUCAACUCCAGGCUGUUCCCGUUCACAAAAACCAAGAGCCUACUUUGAGAGAAGCUUUUGAAGAAUUGUCACAGAGUAAUAAUUUCCAGCUAGACGAACUGCCACCACGAAGUCAGCUGGAGCAGAUAGCCCCAGCUGGGACACCCUACUUCUACGUCGAAUUACCAAAUGGUGAGAUGCUAUAUCAUAGGAUUCGGAAAAGCUUUCCCAUCCAAUUUGGUCGUGAAGUUUUGGCGAGCGAUCGAAUACUGGAUAUGAGUGAUCGUGUAGACUGGAAAGACUGCCAGUUGGACAAGGAAGAAGAAACUGAAUUAGCUAAGAAAAUCAGAAACCAGUUUCAGCAGUAUGAUCCAGCGGCUUAAAUAGUCGUAAUCGUCUUCCAAACGCAACAUACGUAUAUUUUCGUACUGUAAAUACAUUAAAUGUUACAAAAUCAA